This is a messenger RNA of Clarias gariepinus (North African catfish), 8458 nucleotides long. RefSeq names its product plexin A2 (gene plxna2). Bases 703 to 6411 code for a protein of 1902 amino acids. NCBI's taxonomy places the organism in Eukaryota, Metazoa, Chordata, Actinopteri, Siluriformes, Clariidae. Gene Ontology annotation, molecular function: protein binding; semaphorin receptor activity. Gene Ontology annotation, cellular component: semaphorin receptor complex. The record is from RefSeq and is a predicted model, not a curated record. Gene Ontology annotation, biological process: regulation of cell shape; positive regulation of axonogenesis; negative regulation of cell adhesion. The transcript has 32 exons.
CACAAGCCCAUCAGUGAAGUGUAACUGGAGACAGAGCGUGUGUCUUCUGGAGAUCCGCGGAGGACGUCAGUGUUGCUGAACAGACGGAAUGUGCCAUGGAACCGGCAGACGUUUGCAAACGAUCAUCUUCAUAAAAGCAAAGGUUUAUUUAUGAUCAUCAGCAUAGAGAGGCUCUGCAUCUCAAAGCCCAGAACCCGGCGUCUGAGCGGAGCGGAGAGACUAAGCGCAGAAGCUCGCGUCCUUCCUUCGUCCUGUUGAAGCCACAGCUGCUUCCUAGUGUUGUAUUUAUUUAUUUUUCAUUUUGUAGGAAUUUUUUUUCCCAGGAAUUCAUUGCUUUAUUCGAACAGCAUGAUGUGGAUUUAUUCAAGCUGAGGAACCCUGAGAUCCACGCUAUCCGAGCAGGACUGGCCCGCAGCUCGUUGCUUUCUCUCAGGUGAGUGGGACUCAGUCUGGACCUCUGGAUUGAGUGACAUGUGGCUGUGAAUACUAAAGCUUUCCGUCAGCGCAUUUGAACAUUUCCGCGGCAAAACCCCAGCCUGCGUUCACUCCAACUGACAGCCAGCUCGUAUUCAGCCUGCUUCAACUCAGAAACAUGUGAAGACGGUGAAAUAAAAGAACCAUACCUUUUAAUCCUUCGGACUCUGACACAAAGGUUCUGACACUCUGCUCGAUUUCUAGUUUUGUUUCCUCCUUGCUGGGAUCAUGGAGGGCCAGCAAGAUUCACAAAGGACUUUACAAGUAAAUUAUUCUAGCUCUUUAACUCUGCCCUUCUGUGUCUGGCUGUUGGUGCUAACCAUUGCUACAACAUGCAGUGGACAGACGUUUACAACAUUUCACCCUGAGAAGCGGGAAUGGUCUUUCAAUCAUCUGACGGUUCAUCAGACAACAGGGGCACUUUAUAUUGGUGCUGUUAAUCGUGUCUACAAGCUCUCUGUCAACCUUACUCUCCUGGUCUCCCAUGACACUGGCCCAGAGGAUGACAACAAGGCUUGCUACCCGCCUCUCAUAGUCCAGCCGUGUUCUGAACCGCUGGUCGCUACCAACAAUGUCAACAAGCUUCUCCUUAUUGAUUACUCUCAGAACAGGCUGUUGGCGUGCGGGAGCCUCUAUCAGGGUGUAUGCAAGCUACUUCGGCUGGACGACCUCUUCAUACUGGUAGAACCGUCACACAAGAAAGAGCAUUAUCUCUCUAGUGUCAAUCAAACAGGCACUAUGUAUGGAGUUAUUGUGCCUUCCCAGGGCAACGAUGGUACACUUUUUAUUGGCACUGCAGUCGAUGGGAAGCAAGAUUACUUUCCAACCAUUUCAAGCCGCAAACUUCCUCGUGACCCUGAGUCCUCAGCCAUGCUCGACUAUGAGCUGCACACUGAUUUUGUCUCCUCACUUAUCAAGAUUCCUUCGGACACCCUAGCACUGGUCUCGCACUUUGAUAUAUAUUACAUAUAUGGCUUUGCUAGUGGCAACUUUGUGUAUUUUUUGACUGUUCAGCCAGAAACGCCAGAAAACGGCAUGGCCUCAAGUGGUUCCUCAAACGAUCUCUUCUAUAUAUCACGCAUUGUCCGUCUCUGCAAAGAUGACCACAAGUUUCAUUCCUAUGUGUCACUACCCAUUGGCUGUGUGCGAGGUGGUGUAGAGUAUCGAUUGCUGCAGGCAGCCUAUCUGGCCAAACCAGGAAGAGUUCUUGCAGCGUCACUCAACAUCAGUACCACAGAUGAUGUGCUCUUUACGAUCUUUUCUAAAGGCCAGAAGCAGUACCAUCGCCCCCCUGAUGAUUCAGCCCUCUGUGUGUUCACCAUUAAGGACAUCAAUGCACGCAUCAAGGAACGCUUGCAGUCCUGCUACCAAGGAGAAGGCAACCUGGAGUUGAGCUGGCUGCUGGGAAAAGAUGUACAUUGUACCAAGGCGCCGGUGCCCAUUGAUGACUCCUUCUGUGGUCUGGACAUUAACCAACCCCUGGGUGGCUCUCAGCUGGUCACUGGACACACACUCUACACAGAAAGCCGAGACCGCAUGACCUCAGUGACCUCUUAUGUGUACAAUGGCUACUGCGUGGCAUUUGUUGGCACUAAGAGUGGACGUCUGAAAAAGAUCCGUGUGGACGGGCCUCCUCAUGGCGGCAUGCAGUACGAGACGGUGUCCGUCAUUAAGGACAGGAGCCCUAUUCUUAGAGACAUGGCAUUCUCGCUGGACCAUAACUAUAUCUAUGUCAUGUCUGAAAGACAGGUGACGCAGGUACCCGUCGAGUCAUGCGAGCAGUAUGGAACGUGUCACGAGUGUCUGAGCUCUGGAGACCCGCACUGCGGCUGGUGUGUGCUGCACAACAUGUGUUCUCAGAGGGAUCGGUGCGAACGAGCCAAUGAGCCCUACCGUUUCGCCGCCACGCUCAACCAGUGCAUAAAGGCCACCGUGUAUCCUGACAGCAUUGCAGUUUCGGAACCCAGCGUACCGCUGCUGGUGAAGGUGACUGAUGUUCCCGAUCUCUCGGCUGGAAUCACCUGCGCCUUUGGGAACCUGACUGAAGUAGAGGCGACGGUGACUGGUAAUCAGAUCCUGUGCAUCUCUCCAGCUGCUAAAGAUGUCCCAGUAAUUCCUACAGAUCAAGACUGGUCGGGUGUGGAGCUCAGGCUCAACUCGAAGGAGACAGGUCAAAUGCUAAUCAGCACUGAGGUUAAAUUCUACAACUGCAGUGUACACCAGCUGUGUCUGUCUUGUGUAACCAGUUCAUUCCGGUGCCACUGGUGCAAAUACCGAAACCUGUGCACACAUGAUCCGUCUAGUUGCUCUUUCCAGGAGGGACGAGUCAAUGCCUCAGAGGACUGUCCUCAGCUGGUGCGCUCAGAGGAGAUUCUGAUCCCCGCCGGAGAAGUGAAGCCUAUCACACUGAAAGCCCGGAACCUUCCACAGCCUCAGUCGGGUCAGCGUGGUUAUGAGUGUGUGCUGCACAUCCAGGGGGUUAGCCACCGAGUCACGGCGCUGCGCUUCAACAGCUCCAGUGUACAGUGCCAGAACAGCUCGUAUCUGUAUGAGGGGAUGAGGAUUAGUGAGCUGCCGGUGGAUUUCUCUGUGGUGUGGAACGGCAACUUCAUCAUUGAUAAUCCUGAGAACAUACGAGUGCAUCUGUACAAGUGUGGCGCUCAGAGAGACAGCUGUGGCAUGUGCCUGAAGGCGGAGAGGAAGUUCCAGUGUGGCUGGUGCAGCAUGGAGGGCCGCUGCAGCCUACAGCACCACUGUCCCAUGAUCAACCCCUACACCAACCGCUGGCUAAAUCUAGCCACCACUAACGUCAAGUGCACUAACCCCCGCAUCACUGAGGUGACCCCAGUGGCUGGGCCUCCAGAAGGGGGCACCAGGGUGACCAUCCGUGGCGUGAACCUGGGUCUGUCUUUCUCUGAAAUGGAAGAUAACGUGCAGGUGGCAGGAGUGCGGUGUACCCCAAAAGAGGACGGCUACAUCAUUGCAGAGCAGAUAGUGUGUGAGAUGGAUGCAACUUCAGAAGACACCGACGCCGGUCCUGUGCAGCUUUGUGUGGGAGAGUGUAAACCUGAGCUGCAGGCUCGCUCCUCCCAGCUUUACUCCUUUGUGACACCAUCUGUAACUGGGCUGUCGCCGAGUCGAGGUCCAGAGUCAGGGGGCACAAAGGUGACCGUCAUUGGAGUGAAUCUGGGUGCAGGGAGCAGCGUCAGCGUUCUGUUCGGAAACCAGACCUGCGAGUUCUAUGAGCGGACUAUGACGGAGAUCGUGUGCUACUCCGCUCCCUCUUUGACGGGGGUGGGUCCAGUGCAGAUUACUGUGAGUGUGGACCAUGCCCAGGUGAAGGAGAAGCUCACCUUUGAGUACAUUGAUGAUCCCACUGUACAGCGCAUUGAGCCUGAAUGGAGCAUUGCCAGUGGGCACACUCCCCUUGUAGUGACCGGAACCAACUUGGAUGUGGUCCAGGAACCUAGAAUACGGGUCAAGUAUGGCGGACAUGAAUCAGUAAACGUGUGUAAGGUUCAGAAUAGCACCACUAUGAGCUGUUUUGCACCAUCCCUGGCAGUCGAGUACACUCCCGGCCUGGACUCAGUAAAGCAUGCGGACGAGUUUGGCUUUAUCUUCAAUAACGUGCAGGCCCUUCUGGUUUACAACAACACAAACUUCCUGUACUACCCGAACCCUUACUUUGAGCCUCUAAGCACCAAUGGAGUCCUGGAGCAGAAGCCAGGCUCUCCUAUUAUUCUGAAGGGGAAGAACUUGGUUCCUCCAGGCACAGGGGGAGUGAAGCUGAACUACACUGUGCUCCUGGGAGAAACGCCCUGCUCCGUCACAGUCUCUGACACACAGCUGCUGUGUGAGCCGCCCAACCUCACCGGACAGUACAAAGUCAUGGUGCAGGUAGGCGGUCUUCAUGUCUCUCCCGGCUCUGUGAACAUCCUCUCGGACAGCCUCUUGACUCUACCCGCCAUCGUAAGUAUAGCAGCCGGAGGAGGCCUCCUGCUGAUCAUCGUCAUCCUCGUCCUCAUCGCCUAUAAGCGCAAGUCACGCGAGAACGACCUCACGCUCAAGAGGCUGCAGAUGCAGAUGGACAACCUGGAGUCCAGGGUGGCGCUUGAGUGCAAAGAGGCUUUCGCAGAGUUGCAGACAGAUAUUAACGAAUUGACCAGCGAUCUCGACAGAGCUGGAAUCCCUCACCUGGACUACCGCACCUACGCCAUGAGAGUGCUGUUCCCUGGCAUCGAGGACCACCCGGUUCUUCGAGAACUCGAGGUCUCAGGUAAUGGACAGCAGAUGGUGGAAAAGGCUCUGAAGCUGUUUGCUCAGCUGAUCAACAACAAAGUGUUUCUGUUGACGUUCAUUCGGACACUCGAGCUGCAGCGCUCAUUCUCGAUGCGCGACCGAGGCAACGUGGCUUCGCUCAUCAUGACGGCGCUACAGGGGAGACUGGAGUACGCAACAGAUGUCCUCAAACACCUUCUGUCUGACCUCAUUGACAAGAACCUGGAGAGUAAGAACCACCCCAAGCUGCUGCUGCGCAGGACCGAGUCUGUGGCUGAGAAGAUGCUCACUAACUGGUUCGCUUUCCUCCUUCACAAGUUCCUCAAGGAGUGUGCUGGAGAGCCUUUGUUUAUGCUCUAUUGUGCUAUAAAGCAACAGAUGGAGAAAGGACCUAUAGAUGCCAUCACAGGGGAAGCUCGCUACUCGCUCAGUGAAGACAAGCUCAUCCGACAGCAAAUAGAAUACAAAACACUGAUUUUGAACUGUGUGAAUCCAGAUAACGAGAACAGUCCGGAGAUCGCGGUGAAGGUGCUGAACUGCGACACCAUCACGCAGGUGAAGGAAAAGAUCCUCGAUGCCAUCUACAAGAAUAUGCCCUACUCUCAGAGACCUAGAGCGGUAGACAUGGACCUUGAGUGGCGUCAGGGCCGGAUGGCACGAGUCGUCCUGCAGGAUGAAGACAUCACCACCAAGAUUGAGAACGACUGGAAGAGGCUGAACACUCUCAUGCACUAUCAGGUCUCAGACCGCUCUGUAGUGGCCCUGGUUCCCAAGCAGACCUCAUCCUACAACAUUCCACCCACAGCCAGCAUUUCUCGCACAUCCAUCAGCAGAUACGACUCGUCAUUUCGCUACACCGGAAGUCCAGACAGCCUUCGCUCCCGGGCUCCUAUGAUCACUCCAGACCUGGAGAGCGGAGUAAAAGUGUGGCACUUGGUCAAGAACCAUGAACACGGAGACCAGAAGGAGGGCGACCGUGGCAGCAAGAUGGUGUCUGAGAUCUACCUCACCCGCCUGCUAGCUACGAAGGGUACACUGCAGAAGUUUGUGGACGAUCUGUUUGAGACUCUGUUCAGCACAGUCCACAGAGGCAGCGCCUUGCCUUUAGCUAUCAAAUACAUGUUCGACUUCCUGGACGAGCAGGCUGACAAGCAUGGCAUCCAUGACAUGGAUGUUCGCCACACUUGGAAAAGUAACUGCCUUCCGCUACGAUUCUGGGUGAACGUGAUCAAGAACCCUCAGUUUGUAUUUGACAUUCACAAGAGCAGCAUCACAGAUGCAUGUUUAUCCGUGGUGGCACAGACUUUCAUGGAUUCGUGUUCCACUUCAGAACACAGGCUGGGAAAAGACUCUCCCUCCAACAAGCUGCUCUAUGCUAAAGACAUCCCCAACUACAAGAACUGGGUAGAAAGAUACUACGCUGAUAUAAGCCGACUCCCAGCGAUCAGCGACCAGGACAUGAACGCAUACUUGGCUGAGCAGGCGCGGCUCCACUCCCACGAGUUUAACAUGCUGAGUGCUCUAAAUGAGAUCUACUCUUACGUCAGCAAGUAUAGCGAAGAGAUCACUGCGGCGCUGGAGCAGGACGAGCAGGCUAGGAAGCAGAGGCUGGCCUACAAGGUGGACCAACUGAUUGCUGCUAUGUCCCUGGAGAGCUGAGACACACACACACACGGAUAGAGCAACAGAAGACGGAUUCUCUGUGCCAUGAAUCCUUUUACCCAAAACCUGGUCCUGCGAUUCGAGUGGAAACUGGAUACAGCUGACUUAGGAUUUUCUGACAACUUUUUAAAUGUUUUUUUUCUUUUGAAAAGGGUCAAAAACGGUUACCUCCGCAAAUCAAUCUGCACGUCCAUCUACUUUUGCCUUCCAAUCUGUAAAAGGAGUCAACUCAAGAUCUCAAACUGCUUGAAACUAUAUGCUGGCUCCAGCAGCGUUUAGCAGCAUCAUGCAUGUUUUUUUUUUUUUUUUAUUCGUUUAGUCUUUCGUUGGUUUUAUACCCACGAUUGGCAGAUGUGAUGGGACUACAGCUACAAUACCUCUUUGUAAUUUUUUUUUUUCUUGUGGCAUGAUAGAAGAACAGAAGAGAGCGCAUUGGAUAUAUUAUGCCUCGAUAUCCAAUGGAUGGGUUUUACUUCAAAAUUUUAUUUUUAUACGAUUAUUGUUUCUAUUUAAUUUAUCCUGUGUAGACGAUCCUGUGCUGCCAAAUUGUUAAAGGCACAGCGACAUCAGUAGUCAUCAAAAUAAUGUGAUCACAACGUUUGUAUAUCCGAGAACGUGGACUCCACUAGGAUUCUUGAGCUGCGUUUUUCCAAAAUCUCAUCAAACUGUUGAUGUUCAAAGGGUCAAAGUUUGACCAGCAUGUCUGUUCAUCCAUUCAGCUCUGGUGUUUUUUUUUCAAGACUGCACUUCCCCCGUGGAGAAAAAAAAAAAAAAAAAACGCUACGAGACUGGCUUAACACUUAUUAGAGUUCCCUGCAAUCUCUGUCUGUACGUCCUGUUUUCUACACGUGAGCCUUUGUGAAUGUACAAACGUUCCUCUGUCUCAUCCAUUUGUUUGUACUUUAGAAAGGAAAAAAAACAAGAGGAGGUCAGUUGAACUGAUUUCUAUGGCAUAACGGCCAAAAGGGCAUCUGAUGCGCUGUGUCAACUUCUUCAUUCCUAAUCGCAUUUUCAAAAUAUGUUAUAACACAGAUUUCAACUCGGACAAAUUCCUGACAUGAUUUUUAACAAGACAGCAGCAUCGAGAGCCCUUUACAUCAGCUAAUAAGUGGAGGAACAUUCCUUAGAAGGAGAGCACUGACUCGAGGUCAGUUAACCUCAGUACCAGGCAGUAUUACUUAUUACCUAUGGUCCAAUGUGUGUGUAUUUUGCAUGCAUUAUAGAGUACCUCAUGAAGGAAGAAUAAUGUCUUUGUUUCCAUAUGUUCAUAUUUUCAAGUGCCAAGGGUUUUACUUGAGUGGUGCAUGUGGCUGGCUCAGAUGCAAACUGAGGAUUGAGCGUCCCAUCCUGCUAAGCUUACAUUCACAAAGCAUUAAACUAACUGGGACGUUGUGUCAUGAUAAAGUGCCAAAAGGUCAGUGAUCAAUGUCAGAAACGGUUAAUGCUUUAUUAAGGUAGGAAACCCUUGAAAACUUGAACAGUGACAGCAGAGUGGCACUCGAGAAGAACUGAAAAAGAAAAAAAUCUCCUCUGGCCACUGAAGCCAAGAACCGGUACGAAAAGAUAGUGAGCUCCUCAUGCUGUUUGAAAAGAAUUGGGAUUGCGUGUGUGUGUGUGAGAGUGUGUGUGUGUAUUUCUUUUCUUCCCUUCUGCAUCAUGACAAAAUGUCAACCGCAUGCAUGAACAAACUAUGACAUAGCUUUAAUUUAUAAUGCAUGAUUCUAGGUAGAGCUGUUUUUUUUAAAGCUCGGAACGAUGGACAACUUCAUAAGUGGUGACAGGAUGUGUGUGUGUGUGUGUGUACAGUACGUGUGUGUGGUGCUGGUGGGGGAGGGGGGGUGGCCUUUAAGAUAACUUAUUUGCAUACCACACCAAAACCUAUGCCCGGAAUUGUCAUCAUUUUUCAUUUUUUACGAGUCUUUCAGCCGUGUAAAAAAUGUUAUGAAGUUAUUUAUUAAGGUCAAUCCGAUCCCUGGUUCUGCUUUAAAACCGAAUCUGUGCGCUCUGUGUUGACUUUUAAAGCCUCAUAAGCAGAUUUAAAGCC